AUGGGUUCAUCGGAAGAGUUGGUGUGGUGGUCGGAGAUGAUGGUGGAGGUUGGUGGUGGUGACAGUAUGGUGGUUUUGCGAUGUUGUAUCUGUACAAGCGUCUCUUUCCUUGCCCUCGAACUGGAGCUUUAUGCGAUGGAGAACACUAGCAGGAACACUGAAGUGCAUUCGAAUUCUGAUGCUUGUAGCAAUACUGUGUUUGAUCACCAUAGGAUUGAUGAAAAUUUUGAUGUUGAUUUCCGAGAGCUUGGUAAAGAUUGGAUCCCUGAAUGUGCCGAGGGAUUGAAACCAUACAUUGAUCAGCGUUUUAGUGAUCUUGAUAAAGCUUUUAUUUUCUACAAGGAAUACGGUAGAUCAUCUGGAUUUGAUGUACGUCGUUCCACUGAAAGGAGUGACAAGGAUGGUAAUACUAUAGAGAAGUAUUUUGUUUGCUCAAGAUCCGGACGUCCUGACGACAAAAAUGUUGAUGGAAAACUCCAAAAGAGGAGGAGAACAGUUUCAACAAAGUGUGAAUGCCAUGCAGACCUUGUGCUUGCUUCACAUCAACUAGGUGGUUUUUAUGUGAAAAAGUUCACAGAAUCGCACAAUCACCCUUUUGCAGGAAAGGGAGGAAUGCAAUUCCUAAGGUGUAGUAGGUCUCUAACCGAGUUCCACAGAACAUUUAUCUUUGAUGCGUCCAAAUCAAACAUUGGUGCUUCACGAGCGUAUACAAUUUUUAAAUCAAUGAUCGGUUCAUAUGAAGAUGUAGGAGCUACUGUUGUUGAUUUUAAGAACUUUGCCAGGGAUAUUAAACAACACAUUGGGAAGCACGACGCUGAUAUGAUUGUCCAGAAAUUCAGGGAUAUACAAGAAUCUUCAGACUCGAGUUUUAGAUUUGAAUAUAGAACCGACUCGGGAAAUCAUCUCACUCAAUUAUUCUGGGCAGAUGGUGAAGGCAGGAAAAACUAUGAAGUAUUUGGUGAUGCUGUUUCUUUUGAUGCAACGUAUAGGACAAACAAGUAUGGCAUGGUUUUCAUUCCUCUUGUAGGAAUUGACAAUCACUGGAAGAGUGUGACUUUUGGGGCAAUUUUGCUAGAACGGGAAGACAACGAAAACUAUAUAUGGGCAUGCGAAUCUUUUAAGAAGGUGUUUGGUAAGGAUCCUAAAUGUAUUAUUACAGACCAAGAUUUAGCAAUGAAAGCUGCUCUUCAGAUUUCCUUCCCACUUGUUAAGCAUCGGCUUUGUAUGUGGCAUAUAAUGAAAAAAUUUCCUUCUAAGCUAGGAACUGUUUUCUGUGCUGAAUCAGGAUUCAUGGACAAACUUGGACGAGUAAUCUGGGCAGAUCACAUAACGCCAGAUGAAUUUGAACAAGGAUGGUUAGAUGCUGUUGAUGAAUUUGACUUGAAUGAGAAUGUUUGGCUAAAAGAAAUGUUUGACAUGAGAUCUUUGUGGAUUCCAGCAUACUUUAAUGAUGAACCAAUGGUAGGACUUAUGCGUACAACAUCGAGGUCAGAAAGUUCUAAUUUUUAUUUUGGAAAUUAUGUCCAACGAGGUGAUACACUUUCAGAGUUUUACAUAUGCUAUCAGAGUGCAAUUGAAAAACAAAGGAACAACGCUAAGAAACUGACACACUACGAUGACUUCACACCAAAAACAAUUACAGAUAGAGAGAUUGAAAAAGAUGCGAUUAGACUUUACACAAGGGAUCUGUUUUACAAGGUUCAAGAAGAGAUAAGAGCUGGUUGUAUGGAUAUUAUCCUAUUGGGCAUGACUUGUCUGGACAAUGUGAAGAAAAUAAAGAUCCAAGAACCAGGGAAGAGAACCAGGAUUUUUGAGGUUGAACUUAACAUGGAAACACAUUUUAUUGAAUGUUCGUGCAAACUGUUCACCAGGGUUGGCUAUCUAUGUUCCCAUGCCUUUUUCUGCCUUGGUAUUUGUGGAAUUAGAACAAUACCGCGACAGUAUGUCUCAAACAGAUGGUUGAAGAACGCAGUUGAGCGUUUCAGCACUCUUGAACUUGGAGAAAUAUCUGAUAGAGAUGCAACAAUAUUAUCGAGGCGUGUGCAGACACAAGAUUGUUGGUUUGAGUUCCAAGGCUGCCUAAGCGACGCAUCUGGUAAUGCUGAUGUUUUAGAGUAUAUUAAAAACGGACUUUCUAGCAUGGGGAAACACAUAACAACAACAAUGAAGAAACCAAGAACUCGAUUAAACUCAGAGCAGAUCGAAGAAUUAAUAGAUUCUCGUGUUGUCAAUGAGAUUACAAUACAGAAUCCUAACAAAAGUAACAACAAGGGCAGCAGGAAAAGAAUCAUAUCAGGAGCAGAGAAAUCAAUUGGGUGCAACAAGAGGAAAAUGAGGAAAUGUGCAACUUGCCAGGAGUAUGCUUAUCAUGAUUCAAGGACUUGUCCUGAGAAGACUUAA
This is a messenger RNA of Daucus carota subsp. sativus, 2400 nucleotides long. RefSeq names its product protein FAR1-RELATED SEQUENCE 5-like. NCBI's taxonomy places the organism in Eukaryota, Viridiplantae, Streptophyta, Magnoliopsida, Apiales, Apiaceae. The transcript has 5 exons. The coding region runs from base 1 to 2400 and encodes 799 amino acids. Gene Ontology annotation, molecular function: zinc ion binding. The record is from RefSeq and is a predicted model, not a curated record. Gene Ontology annotation, biological process: regulation of DNA-templated transcription.